This is a messenger RNA of Effrenium voratum, 450 nucleotides long. NCBI's taxonomy places the organism in Eukaryota, Dinophyceae, Suessiales, Symbiodiniaceae. The record is from the annotation of a GenBank genome assembly.
AUGGAUGUCUUAAAGACCCUACGUCCAGAUAGAUCCGAUGAGUUGGCGGCCACCGAGCAGCAGCUUGCGAAGCUGAAGAGCGAGUUGGAGGCCAAAGACCAGGAAGUGGAAGUCAUUAAGGCCCAGAUGCUCGCUUCCGGAGGCAGCCUAGCAGCGCAAGCGGAGCGCAUCACCGCAGGAAACUUUGACGCUGCGAAGGCCCACGGCGAAGAGGUGCUGGAGGAGGCCAAACGCAAGGUGGCGAUGCUGGAGCAGCAAACCGGCGAGGAGAUCGAGAAGAUGCUGGUGCACAUCAAGGCCAUGAUGGACAAGGCGGCGAUGGCGGCGGAAGAGGCGCGGAUCCAAGCGCGAGCAGUGGCCGCGCAGGCCGCCACCGCUGCCGGAGAGGCUGCCAACAAGGCAUCGGCUUAUGCGGACGACGCCAAGAAGCAGGUUGCAGCUGCUGCGGAG